UCCAACCACUCGUUCAUCUGCUUCACCAUUUCCUACCAUCCCAUGAAGCCAUGGACAUGUCACUCGAGCACCGGCUCCAUCUCUUCAAUCUCACCCUUCCUCACCAUCCUAUCGACGCCCAAGCACUCUGGCGCCUUCUUCCCUCCGCGACGACGUUUGCUCAAACUCAAUCCCAUCGCUUGUAGUGCCCCUGAUAGUGGCGACACAAGCGUUAACGAUGGUGGUAACGGCGUGCCGGACUCGGUUCAGUCACCGACCAUGCCACCGCCAGGAGCUGUGGAAGUACGCUUCAGAAGAAGGUCAAGAAGGCAGGCCAGGCAAGAGAGGGGUGACGGAGCCGCCUCGAACGCCGCGCAAUCUGCCAAGGCGAAGGUUUCAGGGAGUAACCCAAAGAAGUGGGAGGACAUGAGCUUGACAGAGAAGGCAAUUGAGUCGUACAUGGGAGAGAAGGGUUUACUGUUUUGGCUCAAUAAGUUUGCAUACGCUUCCAUCUUCAUAAUGAUAGGGGCUUGGAUUUUGUUCAGGUUUGUGGGGCCGUCCCUUAAUCUUUACCAACUGGAUUCUCCUCCGCUCUCCCCUUCUUCUAUAUUCAAGGGAUCUUCGUGAUCUCUCAAGAGUUGUGACUUCUCAGUACUGCUUCCUCGGACGAACAUAUUGGUUUGCUUUUCAUCUUGAUGCACAUAACAAGAUUAUGUUACUCUUCACAGAAGUAGAAGUACAAUGAUCAGGAGCUCAUGAUCAAAUAUUCCUUUUUCUCUGCAUGAUUAAAGUCGCAUAGAAUAUAUGAUUUUCAUGUCCAAA
Prosopis cineraria is the source of this 801-nucleotide messenger RNA. RefSeq lists its product as uncharacterized. Bases 43 to 606 code for a protein of 187 amino acids. NCBI's taxonomy places the organism in Eukaryota, Viridiplantae, Streptophyta, Magnoliopsida, Fabales, Fabaceae. The transcript has a single exon. Gene Ontology annotation, cellular component: chloroplast. The record is from RefSeq and is a predicted model, not a curated record.